Molecule: messenger RNA, 1191 nt
Organism: Trichechus manatus latirostris (Florida manatee)
Lineage: Eukaryota; Metazoa; Chordata; Mammalia; Sirenia; Trichechidae
Product: olfactory receptor 10AG1-like
Exons: 1
Coding region: 250-1191 (313 amino acids)
Biological process (GO): G protein-coupled receptor signaling pathway; detection of chemical stimulus involved in sensory perception of smell
Cellular component (GO): plasma membrane
Molecular function (GO): G protein-coupled receptor activity; olfactory receptor activity
Source: RefSeq, a predicted model, not a curated record
UAUAGCUUGAUUUAUUCUGGGCUGUGCUCUGAAACUACACUGAAAUGAUCUUAAAAUAAAUUUGAAGGGACUGUUUACUGUGACUUAACAGGAGGGCAUGGGACAUACGUACGUAGUUUCAUUCUUAAAGUUCAAACAAUUACGUUGAUCAUAAAAUCGAAUCCAGACUCCUCAAUACAAUUUAGAGAAGAGGCAAAGAGAUACAGAAAGGUAAAAGGAAAUGAACGUGUAAGUUUAUCUUUUCCACAGAUGCAUCAUCAAGAAAAACCACCAGAAGAUAAUCUAACUGAACUGAUGGAGUUUGUUUUCUUGGGCUUUGCUGACAUGCCCCAUCUCCAGUGGUUUCUUUUUGGAUUAUUUCUAAUCAUCUAUAUCAUUAUCCUGAUGAGCAAUGGCACCAUAUUUCUAAUAACAAAAAUGGACCCUGCUCUCCAGAGCCCUAUGUAUUUUUUCCUGGCAAAUUUUUCCUUCUUAGAAAUCUGCUAUGUAUCAGCUACUAUCCCCAGAAUGCUGAUGAAUCUAGGGACCCAGAGAAGAAGAAUUUCCUUAGUUGCCUGUGCCACACAGAUGUGCUUUGCUCUUAUGUUUGGAGGCACAGAGUGUUUGCCCCUGGCUGUGAUGGCCUAUGACCGCUACGUGGCCAUUUGUAACCCUCUGCACUAUCCUCUAGUUAUGAACCUCAGGGUCUGUAUCCAGUUGGUGACUGGGUCCUGGACUAUUAGAAUCCCAGUUAUGAUAGAGCUUACAUAUCAGAUUUUCUCUCUGCCUUUUUGUGGAUCUAAACAAAUUAACCACUUCUUCUGUGACAUUCCCCCAAUACUCAAGCUGACUUGUGGGGACACCUUUGUAAAUGAGACGUUGGUCUACAUAGUCGCUGUGUUAUUUGUUGUGGUUCCUUUUCUGUUAAUACUUGGCUCCUACAGUAAAAUCAUCUCCAUCAUCCUAAAGUUGCCAUCAGACACAAGUAGAGCCAAAGCCUUCUCCACCUGCUCAUCUCAUCUUAUGGUUGUGCUGUUAUUCUUUGGAUCAGCCAUUAUUACAUACUUACGACCCAACACCAGCCACUCGGAGGAAACUGACAAAGUACUUUCUCUUUUCUACACUAUCCUAACUCCAAUGUUUAAUCCCAUGAUAUAUAGUCUAAGGAACAAGGAUGUCAUAAUGGCACUGAGAAAAUUGCUGUCCAAAUAA